Owenia fusiformis is the source of this 4441-nucleotide messenger RNA. Lineage: Eukaryota; Metazoa; Annelida; Polychaeta; Sabellida; Oweniidae. The record is from the annotation of a GenBank genome assembly.
GUUUAUUCCAAUAUGGUGGACGUCUUUCAGAAAAUAAAGACAUUGACGUAUAUUUUUGCUAGUUUCUCACUUAUUGGAAAUUAAUACAAGUAGAAAAGAAUGUGGGUGAAACCUGAAGAAGUACUCCUAGCAAAUGCACUAUGGGUAACAGAGAGAGCCAACCCUUACUUUGUGCUACAGAGAAGGAAGGGUCAUGGAGGUGGUGGAAUUACAGGACUCCUGGUUGGUACUCUGGACACAGUUCUUGAUAGCAAGAAACAGCCCUAUAGAAUACUCCAUUGCACUCCUAGCUCAGAGAUCAGUUACACAAUUGCUGAAGCAGGGAGCAAGAAAGAAAUAUUCCAAGAUUGGGAAUGGCUGGAACAAAAUCUCAUGGAAACAUUGGCUGCAUUUGAAGCAGAGGAAGAUGCCAUGGAGUUUGUUAAGUGCAAGAUAGAGAGCUUGGUGGCCAGUGUAUGUAGUGCAAGACAACUUGAUGUUGAAGAUGAAGAAACGAGUGAUUUCAAAGCUGCUAUGGGGAGAUUCUGUAAGCUGUUCAACAUGCCCACGGAAGAGAAGCUCGUAAACUAUUACUCAUGCAGUUACUGGAAGGGCAAGGUACCCAGACAGGGCUGGCUGUACCUCAGUGUCAAUCAUGCAUGUUUCUACUCAUUCCUCAUGGGAAAGGAGGCCAAACUCAUCAUACGCUGGACUGAUGUAACUAAACUGGAGCGAGGAACUAACAGACUAUUUCCAGAGAGCAUCAAUAUUUCAACGCGUGAUACUCAGUUCAGCUUCUCCAUGUUUGUACACAUUGAAGAAACCUUCCGCAUUAUGGAGCAACUUGCCAACUAUGCUAUGAAAUGUUUGAUGUCUGAUGAAACGUUUGAGGCUGAUGUCUCGUUUAACAAUGCAUCGACUCAAAUAAAGAAAAAGAGAAAGAUGUCAUAUCUAAAGAGAGAUCUAGAUGCAAGGGCUCGAAGUGAAGCUUACAGGAGUAUAUUCCGUCUGCCAGCCAAUGAGAAGCUAGACGGGGAUGUUGAAUGUACGUUGUGGACCCCUUAUAAUAAACAACAUGUGUGGGGUAGAAUAUACAUCUCAUCUCACUACCUCUGUUUUGCAAGUAGGGUCAAGAGUCUAGUUGCCAUAGUGAUACCAAUGAGGGAGAUUUCUGUGGUCGAAAAGACAGGGAUGUCCUCUGGUAAUGUUCUCCCUAACUCCCUACUUGUCACAACCAAGGGAAAGAUCAACUACCUCUUUGCCAACAUGCCUGACAGAAAACUAGUCCUUGAAAAGAUCUCAGAUUUCUUAAGCCGCCAACCAACUGUCGAUAAAAUGACUUUUGAGGCAGAAAAAGAUAUGGUUGACUCUAAUCUGACAAAACCAGGUCAACCAACUAUUGAACUAGAGCCUGCAUUAUUUAAGAGAUUCAUGAGACGAGGCUCAGAUGACAUCUCAGCCAAAGAGGCAGUUAAAGAAAACCUUUGGCAGAUCCACUUUGCAGAAUAUGGAAGGGGUAUCUGUAUGUAUCGUACACACAAGACACAUGAGUUGAUAUUGCGAGGUGUACCUGAUAUAUACAGGGGUGAGAUCUGGAUGUUGUACUCUGGAGCAAUCAAUGAGAUGUCUACCCAUCCUGGGUACUACCAGUCCAUUGUGGAGCAGAGUAUAGGAAAAUAUACCAUAGCAUCUGAUGAGAUCGAAAGGGAUUUACACAGGUCCCUCCCUGAGCACCCUGCCUUCCAGACAGACAUAGGUAUAGAUGCUUUGAGACGUGUUCUUACAGCUUAUGCCUGGAGAAACCCUAAUAUUGGGUACUGCCAGGCUAUGAACAUAGUAACCAGUGUGCUUCUGCUUUAUGCCAGUGAAGAGGAGACAUUCUGGUUGCUAGUGGCACUGUGUGAACGUUUACUUCCUGACUACUACAAUACUAAAGUUGUAGGAGCACUCAUCGACCAGGGUGUUUUUGAGGAGUUAGUUCAACAGUACAUGCCUAGUCUCUACCAGAAGCUGGAUCAACUAGGCCUUAUCACUAUGGUGUCUUUAUCAUGGUUUCUCACACUCUUUCUCAGUGUCAUCCCAUUUGACAGUGCUGUCAACAUUAUGGACUGCUUUUUCUUCGAUGGGGCUAAAGUGAUGUUCCAAGUUGCACUAGCUGUUAUAGAUGCAGUGAGUGAAGAAUUGCUGAACAUUAAAGAUGAUGGAAGUGCCAUGACGAUACUCUCCCGCUACCUUGAGAGCAUCAAGAACCACGAUGCUACAGCUCCUCCUAGUAUGGAUGAGAAGGACAACAAAAAGGCUAAAGUUGAUGUUAGUGAGCUUGUCCAGGACGGCUACCGCAACUUUGGAAUGAUAACCAAUCAGCAGGUAGAUAAACUACGAUUGAAACAUCGCCUCAAGGUUGUCCAAACAAUAGAGGACAGCACCAUGAAGAAUGUCAUCCGUAGCGUCAUGGCUGACACUGUGUUGAAAGGCAAGGACCUACAGGAAGUUUAUCUGGUUUUCAAGGAAGAAUAUUUGUCCUCUAACUUCUGGAGAACAUCUCAGCAAGCAGUGGAUGUGUCAGCAGAGAAGUAUGAUCCCUCUAGGCCCUACUAUGAGCAGUAUAAGGUGGAUUAUGACCAGUUUAAGACACUUUUCCUGGCAUUGUCCCCUUGGAGUGCUGGCUACCAUGCCGAGACCAUGGCUUUAAGGAUGUUCCGACUCCUUGACGGCAACCUGGACAAUAUGGUGAACUUCAAGGAGUUUGCUUGGUGCAUGGGGGCGCUGUGCAAAGCUGAUCUACCAGCCAAAAUGAGGCUGUUAUAUCGUCUUCACUUACCCCCUUCCCUACUUCCAAGUGAUGUUAUCGAAUCUGAGGAACUGGAGAGCCCUGAAGCAGAACUGAUGGAGGAUGCAGUAGAAGCGACAUCUUUUUUUGAAGAGGAUGCUGUUGACUUGAACAAAGCCAAUGAAGAUCCAUCAAAGAAGUCAACAUCUGGUAGUGUUCCAAUAAUUGCUAACCCAGGAGUGUCCCACACUGCACAUCCCCAGCCUCCCGGGUCUCUGGAUCUGCCUGGGGGGUCAGUAGAUUCUCUAUUGUCGCCAGAUAGUCCUAGUGAUGCUCCUAGUGUUAUGCUCGAAAGGAGUGUUAGUGAGACAACAAGUGCUACCUCCUCUGAUAAUAACUCUAAAGAUGGUAGUACUGCACGCAAGGGAAGUAUAGGGAGUGGAGCCAGAUAUGAUGGUAGUAGAGAUAGCAAGCUUGACCUAGUACAUCUACCAAGGAUGAACCAGGAACAGUUCAUCCAACUUUGGAAGACACUUUAUGACAUGUUCCAAGAGCAUAGUGAGGAACAAUCUCUUUAUCAUUCCAUAGCAACCGUUGGUACUCUACUUCUACAAAUAGGUGAAGUUGGUAAACAGUUUUACCUAAAAUCAGAGAAGUCAACUAAUAGCAAUACAGAACCAGAGGGAUUCAUGGUUGGAAGUAUGGACUCUGAAGUGGAUACGAAACCUUCUGUAGAUACUGAGCCAGCAGUUGAAGCAGACCUAGCAGAUGAUGCUUCAAAAAUGGCGGGAAAACCAGAAUCUAGUAAUCAAACUGCAGUAAUAAAUGAAAGUGCAAUUGAUAAAUGUGAUAUUAAAUCCGAAGACAGUAAUGAUAUUAAAAUCCAAGAUGAAAUCAACAGCAAGAACCUUGACACUGACAAUAAACCUGUUCAAGAAAUUACUGAAGAAAUAAAAUCUCUUGGAGUUAAAGAUGUCCAAGAUACACAAUCUGCCAAAUCCAGCCAGCUAUCUUCUCAGCCAAUGAAAUCAAGUGAUAGCAAACAGUCGAUAUCAUCAAGUUCUGGCAUACCUAAGACGGACUCUGAUUGGUCCAUAACGUUUGAACAAUUUCUUGCCUCCAUACUUACCGAGCCCCCAUUGGUGAAUUUUUUUGAGAACCCAGUUGAUAUUCAGGAUGCAAUUGAAAAAUUUAGAAAUCGUCGUCUCAUGGUAAAACAGUCAAGUUUUGUUGGAACUCCACCGAGUAUAUAGAGCUUCCCAGGUUAACGGUUGUUUGCUUCAAUUUUUUAUCACAUGAAACACAUGUGAAUGAAAUGUUAAGGGUAUGGUGUGGCAACAUUUAAAUGCAAAAUAAAUGUAUAAAAAGAAGAGGGAAUAAAGUAUAUAUAAAAGUUUGAACAUGUAGGGAUACCAGAAGAUUAGGAUUUUCAGGUAUUUUUAAAGAUAUUUUGGUAGAAAUUGGAAAACAGUUUAUGGACAAAAUCAAAAUAAGACAGGCCAUGAAAUAUAAAUGAUAACCAGGUUUUCCAUUUUAAAAAUGCAUUUGCUGUUACAUAUUGUUGUAUGUCUAAAGUUAAACUAUACUUCAGUGUACUUUAGUGUUGUAAAAGUGCCCCAACCUCUAACUGUUCCUAAAAUACACCAAAAAUAGAUCAUUAUGUUUUAGGGGAGUUAUUCAGAGGUUGGGCCA